UCCAGGAUGAGUUGGUGAUAGACAUGGAGAAGUCAACACACGAGUUUGGUACCGAUACAGAAGAUGUGAAUAUUCAUAAGAAAUGCUCAGUUGCCACCAGAAAUGACUGGAGUAUGAGAGAAAAGGAAUUUAAUGUAUAUAGCUGUAAUUUCUGCCUACAGAGCUUUCCUUCAAAAUACAGGCUCAUAAAGCAUGUGUUUAUCCACAUUGAUGGCACACAACCACCCUUGUAUGUUUGUAACUGGUGUGGUGACGUAUUUCCAAAUAAUGUUAGUUUGAAAAAACAUUUGUUAAUGGGUGAGAAUUAUCAUGUCUUAACCGAUGGCAGCCAUGAAAAGAAUGGCUAUAGUGAUGAGCAUCAAAGCAGUAUCUUCUUGGAUAGUGAGCCAGAAGUUUCGAUUAGAGAACACAAUGAGCAGUCUUCAAAUAAGGAAACUUGGAAAGCUACAAAGAAGUCUUCUAAUGACAUGUGUAACACACACAUGACAAAUGAUGCAGAGAAAUCAAGUGAUUAUGUAACAUUAUCUAUAGCUGUUAAUGUCAGUGCCCAAACUGAUGUACUUACUGCAAACAGAACCCACAGAUGUGUUAUUUGUGGCAAAUUGUUUGCUAGCUCACAUAAUCUCAAGAGACACACACUCAUACAUGCCGGGAAAAGACCUCACAAAUGUGAGAUUUGUGGUAAAUCUUUUGCUUCCUCAGACUAUCUCAGAAAACACACAUUAAUUCACAAUGGAAAGAAACCGCACAAAUGUGAAAUUUGUGGGAAAUCUUUUAUUGUGUUACGCAGUCUCAAGACACAUAUUUUAUUUCACACUGGAAAGAAACCGCAUAAAUGUGAGAUUUGUGGGAAAUCUUUUACUGUGUUAGGCGAUCUCAAGAAACACACAUCAAUUCACACUGGAAAGAAACCUCAGAAAUGUGGUAUUUGUGGUAAAUUGUUCGCUAGGUCAGGUGAUCUCAAGAGACACACAUUCCUACAUACCGGGAAAAGACCUCACAAAUGUGAGAAUUGUGGGAAAUCUUUUGCUAAGUCAGACUAUCUGAAGGCACAUUUAUUUAUUCACCCUGGAAAGAAACUGCACAAAUGUCAAAUUUGUGGGAAAUCUUUUACUGUGUUACGCAGUCUCAAGACAUACACAUUAAUUCACACUGGAAAGAAACCGCACAAAUGCAAUAUUUGUGGAAAAUCUUUUGCUAGAUCACAUUGUCUCAAGAGACACACAUUAAUUCACACUGGAAAGAAACAGCACAACUGUGAUAUUUGUAAAAAAUCUUUUACUAUGUCAGACCAUCUCAAGAGACAUCUAUUACUUCACACUGGAAAAAGGCCUCACAAAUGUGAGAUUUGUGGAAAAUCUUUUACUAUGUUAGGCGAUCUCAAGAACCACACAUCAGUUCACACUGGAAAGAAACCUCAUAAAUGCGGUAUUUGUGGCAAACUGUUUGCUAGGACAGGUGAUCUCAAGAGUCACACAUUCAUACAUACCGGGAAAAGACCUCACAAAUGUGAGAUUUGUGGGAAAUCUUUCGCUAAGUCGGGCUGUCUCAAGACACAUUUAUUAAUUCACACUGGAAAGAAACCUCACAAAUGUGGAAUCUGUGACAGAAGUUUCACUCAGUUGGGUACUCUGAAGAAACAUGCAUUACUCCACUUCAGAAAGCAACUACAAGGAAGUGUUAGUUCAAGGAAAUAGGCAUCCCUGAUUGGUGCCCUCAAGGCUUAUAAAAUAAUGGAUGUAUCAGGGAGACAUUAAAUUGUAAUGCCUGUGAAAUAACAUUAGAAUGUGGUAGAACAGUGAAAAAAUGUGCAAUAAUGUGUACUAUUGAGUGGUAGCAGAUAAUGUGACAAUAUAAAAAUCCACAUCUGUAGCUUCGAAUGUAUAUAAACUGUAUUACUCCAGAGACAUGAAUCAAAUAUGUUUUUGUCAUUAACACUGCUGUUUUUACCUGUCAAUCUUGAGACGAAAAGAUUGUGAAUUGUGAUAAAUCCUUCAACUAUGUCAUUAAUCAUAAGGCCAAGGAAAUGUGAUGACUUUCUGCUUAUUAUUCCAAACAUAGGCAUCAUGUAGUACUGGUAAUCUGCAAUUCAGGAACAGUGACAGCAAAAAUAUAUUCAUGGCACUUCCUUCACUCAACACUGGAGAAACAUGAUUAUGGCAAUAAAUUUACUCAGA
This is a messenger RNA of Schistocerca piceifrons (Central American locust), 2177 nucleotides long. RefSeq names its product zinc finger protein 347-like. Bases 24 to 1697 code for a protein of 557 amino acids. The transcript has a single exon. The record is from RefSeq and is a predicted model, not a curated record. Lineage: Eukaryota; Metazoa; Arthropoda; Insecta; Orthoptera; Acrididae.